Molecule: messenger RNA, 1383 nt
Organism: Ficedula albicollis (Collared flycatcher)
Lineage: Eukaryota; Metazoa; Chordata; Aves; Passeriformes; Muscicapidae
Gene: TIAL1
Product: TIA1 cytotoxic granule-associated RNA binding protein-like 1
Exons: 11
Coding region: 80-1081 (333 amino acids)
Cellular component (GO): cytosol
Molecular function (GO): mRNA binding; DNA binding
Source: RefSeq, a predicted model, not a curated record
AGGAAACCUCUCCAGAGAUGUGACUGAGGUUCUCAUACUUCAGUUAUUCAGCCAGAUUGGACCAUGCAAAAGCUGUAAAAUGAUAACAGAGCAUACAAGCAAUGACCCUUAUUGCUUUGUGGAAUUUUAUGAACACAGAGAUGCAGCUGCUGCAUUAGCUGCUAUGAAUGGGAGAAAAAUUUUGGGAAAGGAAGUCAAAGUAAACUGGGCAACAACACCAAGUAGCCAGAAAAAAGAUACAUCCAAUCACUUCCAUGUGUUCGUUGGGGAUUUAAGUCCAGAAAUAACAACAGAAGACAUCAAGUCAGCAUUUGCUCCUUUUGGUAAAAUAUCGGAUGCACGGGUAGUUAAAGAUAUGGCAACUGGAAAGUCAAAAGGCUAUGGUUUUGUAUCUUUUUAUAACAAACUGGAUGCAGAAAAUGCUAUUGUACACAUGGGAGGCCAGUGGUUGGGAGGCCGCCAGAUCAGAACUAACUGGGCAACAAGGAAACCACCAGCCCCCAAAAGUACACAAGAAAAUAAUACAAAACAGUUGAGAUUUGAAGAUGUAGUAAAUCAGUCAAGUCCAAAAAAUUGUACUGUGUACUGUGGAGGAAUUGCCUCGGGGCUAACAGAUCAACUUAUGAGACAGACUUUUUCACCUUUUGGACAGAUUAUGGAAAUAAGGGUGUUUCCAGAAAAAGGUUACUCAUUUGUCAGGUUUUCUACCCAUGAAAGUGCAGCACAUGCUAUUGUUUCAGUUAAUGGAACCACAAUUGAAGGACACGUUGUUAAAUGUUAUUGGGGUAAAGAAUCCCCUGAUAUGACUAAAAACUUCCAACAGGUGGAUUACAGUCAAUGGGGACAAUGGAGUCAAGUAUAUGGAAAUCCACAACAGUAUGGGCAAUAUAUGGCUAAUGGGUGGCAAGUACCAUCAUAUGGAAUGUAUGGCCAAGCAUGGAAUCAACAGGGUUUUGGAGUAGACCAAUCUCCAUCUGCUGCCUGGAUGGGUGGAUUUGGUGCUCAACCUGCCCAGGGACAAGGUGCUCCUGUAAUACCUAACCAAGCUGGAUAUGGUAUGGCAAGCUACCAAACGCAGUGAGCUGGGACUCUGUUUAAAAGUGUGUAUUUCAUGAUAGGCUGCAGUUUCCAGUGACAUUCUGAAGACUGGAAUGUAGACAAUGAAAAAAAAAAAAAAGAAAAUAUUUAUUUUAAAAAUGGAAAUGUUUGGAACCUUUAGCACAGCUUUGCUUUGGUGAAGGACACAAAUGUCUUCUAGUUCUGCCUUUUUAAGUUUUUGUUCAUGAUGGAUAUGAACAUGUUUUUCUUUGUGUACAAAAAUGAAAAAUAAAGUCAAUAAAGACAAUUCUGACUACAAAUUUUGAUAUAGUAGGAGAAAUGGCU